Messenger RNA from Carcharodon carcharias (great white shark), 3814 nucleotides. It is a transcript of the gene ppfia4, whose product is annotated as PTPRF interacting protein alpha 4. The record is from RefSeq and is a predicted model, not a curated record. Gene Ontology annotation, biological process: synapse organization. Gene Ontology annotation, cellular component: presynaptic active zone. NCBI's taxonomy places the organism in Eukaryota, Metazoa, Chordata, Chondrichthyes, Lamniformes, Lamnidae. The transcript is spliced from 31 exons. The coding region runs from base 101 to 3814 and encodes 1237 amino acids. Gene Ontology annotation, molecular function: protein binding.
AGCGUAGUGGCAGUUGGUGCCGGCAGAAUCGUGGAGAAACGCGAGAGCGGCUGCCGGUUGUCGAAUUGGCUGUAUUUUGGAGUGGGGUCGGUGAGGGAGAAUGAUGUGCGAGGUGAUGCCCACCAUCAGCGAGGACACCCUCACCCAGAGGGGCUCCCAGAACGGCGCCGAGGACGCCAAUUUCGAGCAGCUGAUGGUGAACAUGCUGGACGAACGGGACAAGCUGAUGGAGACCCUGCGGGAGACGCAGGAAACUUUGUCCCUCACUCAGGAGAGGAUGCAAGAGGUGGCCCACGAGAGAGAUCUGCUGCAGCGCCAGUUGAAUUCAGCUUUACCUCAGGAGUUUGCCGCACUAACAAAGGAAUUGAAUGCCUGCAGGGAACAACUUUUGGAGAAAGAGGAGGAGAUCUCUGAACUGAAAGCAGAGAGGAACAAUACCAGACUAUUACUUGAACAUCUGGAGUGCCUUGUGUCGAGACAUGAGAGAUCGCUGCGAAUGACCGUGGUCAAGCGACAAUCACAAUCUCCUUCAGGAGUUUCCAGUGAAGUGGAGGUUUUGAAGGCAUUGAAGUCAUUAUUUGAACAUCAUAAGGCUUUGGAUGAAAAGGUUCGUGAGCGUCUCCGAGUUGCACUGGAGCGGGUAUCAACACUAGAAGAACAACUGUCUUCAGCCAAUCAGGAGGUAGGACUGCAAAUUUCUAACAAGGUUGUGCUUACUGGUGGACUAGUGGAUAUGAACAACAGCACAGAAUCUACUCAGAAGACAACGUGGAAGAGGCUUUCAAAUGGAUCUAUUGAUCCCAACAAUGACGUUAGCCAGGUCGUGGAGAUGCAGGAAUUACUGGAGAAACAGAACUUUGAGGUGACCCAGAUGAAAGAGCGCCUGUCCACGCUAUCAGCGCGAGUGGCAGAGCUGGAGGAAGACCUGGACACUGCCAGGAAAGAUCUGAUCAGAUCAGAGGAGAUGAACAACAAGUACCAGAGAGACAUCAGGGAGGCGAUGGCGCAAAAGGAAGACAUGGAGGAAAGGAUUACAACACUUGAAAGACGUUAUUUAGCUGCACAAAGGGAGUCCACGUCAGUGCAUGACCUUAAUGACAAACUUGAAAAUGAGCUUGCAAAUAAAGAGUCUCUGCAUCGCCAGAGUGAAGAGAAGAAUCGACAAAUCCAGGAACUGUUGGAGCUGGCUGAGCAAAAGCUGCAACAGACGAUGAGGAAGGCUGAGACCUUGCCUGAGGUGGAGGCUGAACUUGCACAGCGAGUGGCUGCAUUGACCAAGGCAGAAGAAAGGCAUGGGAGCAUAGAAGAGCGCUUAAGACAACUGGAGAGCCAACUCGAAGAAAAAAACCAAGAGCUUGGAAGGGCUCGUCAACGAGAAAAGAUGAACGAAGAGCACAACAAACGCCUGUCAGACACAGUGGAUCGACUGCUGUCAGAAUCAAAUGAAAGGCUCCAGCUCCACCUGAAAGAACGAAUGGCUGCUCUUGAAGAGAAAAAUACAUUAAUACAAGAAGUGGAAAGUACAAGAAAACAACUUGAAGAAUAUCAUCAGGACAAGGAGAGACUGGCAAAUGAAAUAGGCAAGUUAAGGUCAGAAGUGGAGCAGCUGAAAUUAAGGACAGGAGCAUUUGCAGAAAGUGUGCAUCCACGACCUCACUUGGGCAGUGCGACAGAUCUGAGGUACCCGCUCAGUUCUGUGGUAGAAACACCGGCUGAACACUAUGGGACACCGACAGUGCUGCGGCGAGCUCAGAAAGGGCGCUUCACACCACUGCGGGAUGAACCUACUAAGAUUCAAACUCUAAAUGAGCAGGACUGGGAGUGUACCCCACAAGCAAACAUUAUGACCAGUGUGACGCACACCUUUGAAAGUGACCCAGAAAUGUCUGAUGUUGAUGAUGAAGAUGGAGAGACAAUGUUCAGUUCAGCAGACCUGCUUUCACCGAGCGGACAUUCAGAUGCUCAGACUCUGGCCCUGAUGCUACAGGAGCAGCUUGAUGCCAUCAACAAAGAAAUCAGGAUGAUUCAAGAGGAGAAGGAGUCAACUGAGCAACGAGCUGAGGAGAUUGAGUGCCGUGUGGGAAGUGGAAGUAUGGAUGGGCUAAAUUUAACCCGCAUUCGAACAGGGACCUCCAUUCCAACUUCCCUCACUGCCCUAUCUCUUGCCAGUUCUUCUCCACCUGUCAGUGGGCGCUCCACACCCAAACUUACUCCGCGCAGCUCUUCCCAUGACCUGGACCGUAAGGGCAUCAUGACACUGCCUAGCGACUUAAGGAAACACCGUCGGAAGUCUUCAGUGACUAGGGAUGACAACCGUGAAGAUAAAACCACAAUCAGAUGUGAAACAUCCCCUCCUGCCUCACCGAGAACCAUGAGGCUGGAAAAGCUGACGCACACACUCCAGUCAACCAGUCAAGAAGAAGGUCGAGGCACAUUGACAGCUGAGGAGCUGGCUAGCAAUCCCAGCAGCAACAACAGCAGCCAAGACUCACUGCACAAAGCUUCAAAGAAAAAGGGCAUCAAAUCGUCAAUUGGCCGUCUGUUUGGGAAGAAAGAGAAGGCGCGUCUGGGCCAGCUCGGAAAGGAAAUGGCUUCAGUCCAUGGUGGCAUAUUGGAUACAGAAAUAGGCAUCCAGGACUCCCUUACACUGGGUAAGCUUGGAACACAAGCAGAGAGGGACCGAAGGCUAAAGAAAAAGCAUGAGCUGCUGGAGGAUGCUCGGAGGAAAGGUAUGCCAUUUGCACAGUGGGAUGGACCAACAGUGGUAUCGUGGCUAGAGCUGUGGGUGGGAAUGCCAGCCUGGUACGUCGCUGCUUGUCGAGCAAACGUGAAGAGUGGUGCUAUUAUGUCUGCCUUGUCUGACACAGAGAUACAGAGGGAGAUUGGAAUCAGCAAUCCCCUUCAUCGAUUGAAGCUCCGACUGGCAAUACAGGAAAUGGUGUCAUUAACAAGUCCAUCAGCACCACCUACAUCAAGAACGUCCUCUGGAAAUGUCUGGGUGACUCAUGAGGAAAUGGAAAACAUGGCGGCUUCAGCAAAAACGGAGAAUGAGGAGGGCAGUUGGGCUCAGACUUUGGCUUAUGGAGAUAUGAACCACGAGUGGAUUGGUAAUGAGUGGCUUCCCAACCUUGGAUUGUCCCAGUAUCGCAGCUACUUCAUGGAGUGCCUGGUGGAUGCUCGAAUGCUUGAUCACCUCACCAAGAAAGACCUGCGAAUGCAUCUGAAAAUGGUUGACAGCUUUCAUCGCACGUGUUUACAUUAUGGUAUCAUGUGUUUGAAGAGAUUGAACUAUGACAGGAAGGAACUAGAGAGGAGGAGAGAAGAAAGCCAACAUGAAAUUAAAGAUGUGUUGGUGUGGACUAACGAUCAAGUCAUUCACUGGGUGCAGUCUAUUGGACUACGGGAGUAUGCCAACAACAUAGUCGAAAGUGGGGUACACGGAGCCUUGGUAGCACUGGAUGAGAAUUUUGAUUACAACAGUCUAGCGUUAUUGUUACAAAUCCCCACACAAAAUACACAAGCAAGACAGGUCUUGGAACGUGAAUUCAACAACCUGUUGGCCUUAGGAACUGAGCGGAAGUUGGAUGAUGGUGAUGACAAAAGUUUUAGGCGGGCGCCAUCGUGGCGAAAGCGUUUUCGACCAAGAGAGAUCCACAGUAUCACCAUGAUGGCAGGGUCUACAGAAACACUACCUGCAGGGUUCAGGGUAACAGCAAUGUCCAGCCCAGCUCCAGCGGUACAGCCGAAGAAAAUUCAACCAGAAGUCCAUUCCCACUACCUGUAUGGACACAUGCUGGCCGCCUUUCGGGAAUAA